Alternaria ventricosa is the source of this 918-nucleotide messenger RNA. RefSeq lists its product as uncharacterized. The record is from RefSeq and is a predicted model, not a curated record. Gene Ontology annotation, molecular function: protein binding. The transcript has 2 exons. NCBI's taxonomy places the organism in Eukaryota, Fungi, Ascomycota, Dothideomycetes, Pleosporales, Pleosporaceae. The coding region runs from base 1 to 918 and encodes 305 amino acids.
AUGUCCGGCGUACAGGAAAAACAGCUUCAUGAGCUCCUCUCCCGCUCCAUGGUCGACAUCUACGUCGGCCCCGAGAACACGCACUGGAUCCUACACGAGAAACUGCUGUGCUACCACUCGCCCUUCUUCCGCAAGAUCUUCUACUCUAAAGCCAACUCCGCGUCGCGCACGCAAUCCUUCGGGCUCCCGGACGAAGAAGAUGCGCCCUUCAAGACCUUCGUCGGCUGGCUCUACAGCUCCUCCCUGCCCGUCCCUCGCGAAGAAGCCGACCUAGGCGUCUGCUUCGACCUGUACCUGAUGGCCGAGAAGUUCGAGAUACCGGGCCUCGUCGCCGACGUCCUGCAGGUCGUCCGCGAAUGGUACAAGUACAGCGACAGCUACCCCGGUCUGCGUCGCGUGCAGUACAUCUACGCCAACACCGAGGAGGGUAGCCCGAUGCGCCACAUGCUUGUCCACGCUGUCGCGCGCAUGAUGGUUAUCGAGAAGGGUAUCCCUGCGCACUGGGACAAGGCGCUGCGUAAGAACGGACAGCUUGCUGUUGACAUCAUCAAGGCGAUCCAGGACUGGCGUCUUGAAGAGGAGGUUGUGCCUGAUGCGCGCGAGGAGCCGGCUGAAGCUGAGGACCUCGUCGAUGUGGAGCAGGAGACGCAGAAGUUGGAUGAGGAGGCUGAGCAGGAGAUCGAUGAUGAUGUUCGUGCGGAGAGGGCGGAGGAGGCGGAUGACUCCGAGGAUACCGUUGUUGAGAGCCCGACUAAUGAGAGUAAACGCCCGCAGCCUAAGUCGAAGCAGAGUGGCAAGGAUGUUGGACAGGACUUGAAGAGCAAGGAUAAUGGUCUUGUUAAGGACUUUAAGAAGUUCAGCCUCAAGGAGAUGCCGAAUGAGAUGACCGGCGCCGACUAUGGUACUCUUCGCGCGUAG